AUGAAGGUCAAUAAUUCAGGUGAGUUUUCUGUCAGAAAAGAACCUGAAGCUGUGAGCGCUGCUUCGUUAACUGUUCGAUAUAAAUCCGUCCACGCUCAGACUGAACUCAGAUCAGCUGCAGGAUUCAGAGUCCUUCAUCUGAUAUGUGGUCAGCAGAAAGUAAAGAAUACAUGCAGAGAGAUUCACGUCCGUCUGUAUGUCAACCUUCAAGAUAAAAAAGGUACAAGUUCACUCAGCAAACACAAAACAAACACCAUUAACAGGUUAGCCCCGCCCACCUCAAACUACCCCAAACAAUCCCCAGAGGUCGAGAUAAAUAGAAGCAAAAUAUUCAUGUUUCCACAGAAGAGUAUAGAUGUAAAUCAAAUCUACAGAGUUCAUGCUGUUUACCAGGACAGAAAGUCAUCCAGUGUUUUAUUUGGCAAGAAGGUGGGAACACCUGUGCACAGGUAA
Messenger RNA from Xyrichtys novacula (pearly razorfish), 453 nucleotides. Lineage: Eukaryota; Metazoa; Chordata; Actinopteri; Labriformes; Labridae. The record is from the annotation of a GenBank genome assembly.